GGUGAGUGUCGUGCCUGCUGAACUUCCCGGGACCCGCCAGCCAUGCCAGGGAUUGUCGUGUUCCGCCGCCGCUGGUCCGUGGGCAGCGAUGACCUGGUUCUGCCAGCCGUCUUCCUCUUCCUCCUGCACACCACCUGGUUCGUGAUCCUGUCCGUGGUGCUCUUCGGGCUGGUGUACAACCCCGACGAGACCUGCUCCCUGAACCUGGUGGACCACGGCCGGGGCUACCUGGGCAUCCUGCUGAGCUGCAUGAUCGCCGAGCUGGCCAUCAUCUGGCUCAGCAUGCGCGGCAGCAUCCUGUACACCGAGCCCCGCGACUCCAUGCAGUACGUCCUCUACGUCCGCCUCGCCAUCCUGGUGAUCGAGUUCGUCUAUGCCAUCGUGGGAAUCGUGUGGCUGACCCAGUACUACACCUCCUGCAACGACCUCACGGCCAAGAGCGUCACUCUGGGGAUGGUGGUGUGUAACUGGGUGGUGAUCCUGAGCGUCUGCAUCACCGUGCUCUGCGUCUUCGACCCCACUGGCAGGACCUUCGUCAAGCUCCGGGCGACCAAGCGCCGGCAGCGCAACCUCCGCACCUACAACCUCAGACACCGGCUGGAGGAGGGCCAGGCCAGCAGCUGGACAAGGAGGCUCAAAGUGUUCCUUUGCUGCACGAGGACAAAGGACUCGCAGUCGGAUGCCUAUUCCGAGAUCGCCUACCUUUUCGCGGAGUUUUUCCGGGACCUGGACAUCGUCCCCUCGGACAUCAUCGCGGGGCUGGUGCUCCUGCGGCAGCGGCAGCGGGCCAAGCGCAGCGCCGUCCUGGACGAGGCAAACAACGACAUCCUGGCUUUCCUGUCGGGAAUGCCGGUGACCAGGAACACCAAGUACCUGGAUCUGAAGAACGCGCAAGAGAUGCAGCGGUACCGGGAGGUGUGUUACUACAUGCUCUUCGCGCUGGCCGCCUACGGCUGGCCCAUUUACCUCAUGAGGAAGCCCACCUGUGGACUCUGUCGCCUGGCCAGAUCCUGCUCCAGGUGCUGCUGCCUGUGUCCCUCCCGGCCCCGCUACGCCCCGGGCGUCACCAUCGAGGAGGACAAUUGCUGCGGCUGCAACGCCAUCGCCAUCCGGCGCCACUUCCUGGACGAGAACAUGACCUCCGUGGACAUCGUCUACACCUCCUGCCACGACGCUGUCUACGAGACCCCUUUCUACGUGGCCGUGGACCACGACAAGAAGAAGGUGGUGAUCAGCAUCCGAGGGACGCUGUCCCCAAAAGAUGCCCUGACGGAUCUGACCGGGGACGCCGAGCGCCUGCCAGUCGAGGGGCACCACGGGACGUGGCUGGGACACAAGGGAAUGGUGCUCUCUGCCGAGUACAUCAAGAAGAAGCUGGAGCAGGAAAUGGUGCUUUCCCAAGCCUUCGGCCGUGACCUGGGAAGAGGGACAAAGCACUACGGCCUGAUUGUGGUUGGCCAUUCCCUGGGAGCCGGAACUGCUGCCAUCCUGUCCUUCCUGCUGCGCCCCCAGUACCCCUCCCUGAAGUGCUUUGCCUAUUCCCCCCCAGGUGGGCUGCUCAGUGAGGAUGCCAUGGAGUAUUCCAAGGAGUUUGUGACUGCAGUGGUGCUUGGGAAAGAUCUGGUGCCCAGGAUCGGGCUCUCCCAGCUGGAGGGGUUCCGCCGGCAGCUCCUGGAUGUUCUCCAAAGAAGCACCAAACCAAAGUGGCGGAUCAUCGUGGGGGCCACCAAGUGCAUUCCCAAGUCGGAGCUCCCCGAGGAGCCGGAGGAGAGCUCUGUGCCGAGCCAGCGGCUGUGGGCCCACCCCAGCGACCUGACCAUCGCGCUGUCGGCCAGCACGCCCCUCUACCCGCCCGGCCGCAUCAUCCACGUCGUGCACAACCACCCCGCCGAGCAGUGCUGCUGCUGCGAGCAGGAGGAUCCCACUUAUUUUGCCAUCUGGGGGGACAACAAGGCCUUCAACGAGGUGAUCAUCUCCCCGGCCAUGCUCCACGAACACCUUCCCUACGUGGUCAUGGAAGGGCUCAACAAGGUCUUGGAAAACUACAACAAGGGGAAAACCGCUUUGCUUUCCGCAGCCAAGGUGAUGGUGAGUCCGACGGAAGUGGAUCUCACUCCGGAGCUGAUAUUCCAGAGCCAGCCCUUGCCCAGCGGCCCUUCCAUUCAGGUGGGAACCGGGGCCAUCCCAGCGGACAGGAGGAACAGCAGCACCAAGAGCAAAUCCCACUCGGAGAUCAGCCUGGAGGGGUUCUACGAGACGAAGCCGCUUUCCCCGGUGCAGAAGGACCCGGUGGAGCUGCUGCUCCUGGACACCAAGGAGCGCCUUUCCGUGGAGCUGCAGGACCGCCGGGCCCCUCUGGCCACCAUGGAGAGCCUCUCGGACAACGAGUCCAUCUACAGCUUCGACUCGCGGCGCUCCUCCGGCUUCCGGAGCAUCCGGGGCUCGCCCAGCCUGCACGCGGUCAUGGAGAAGGACGAGACGCACUGCUUUUACAUCGACCCCGUCAUCCCCGAGGAGAACCCUUCCCUCAGCUCCCGCACCGAGCUGCUGGCCGCGGACAGCCUCUCCAAGCACUCCCAGGAGACGCAGCCCCCGGAGAACGUCCUCAACAGCGGGGACACCACCCCCCGGCGCCGCUGCAGCGCGGAGGGCGCCGGGAGCGACGGCGAGCGCGGCCCCUCGUCCCCCCGGGAGGAGCCGGCGCUGCACAACGGCCGCCUGGCCGACGUGCCCAGCCCCCAGGUGCUGGAGUUCGCCGAGUUCAUCGACAGCCUCUUCAACCUGGACAGCAAGAGCAGCUCCUUCCAGGACAUCUACUGCAUGAUGGUGUCGGACAGCUCCAGCGACUUCGCCGAGCUCCCCAAGUCCGUGAGCGACCAGGAGAUCCUGCUGCGGGCGCAGUACGAGCCCAACCUGGUCCCGAAGCCGCCCCGGCUGUUCGCGGGAUCGACGGAUCCCUCGUCGGGCAUCUCCGUGUCGCCCUCCUUCCCCCUCAGCUCGUCCGGGGAGCUCAUGGACAUCACUCCCACGGGCGUGAGCAGCCAGGAAUGCCUGGCCACGGACAAAAUCCGGACUUCCACCCCCUCCGGACACGUAACCAGCCCCGCCAAGCAGGACGACCUCAUGAUUUCGGCCCUUUAGUGCUUGGGAACAGGGGUGGAAUGAUCCCGGUGGGAUAAUCCGUGGAGGAGAGGAGCGGUCGGGAUGGGAGGAGACGGCCGGGAACAUCCCUUCCGGGCUGGCGCAGCGGUGGCUGGAGGAUGGAUUGUGCUGGAAUGCCGUGCAUGGAGCCUGGGAGAAGCUUCGCCCCGUGGGGCCUGAGAGGGUCUGAGGCACUAAAAUUCCCUACCUCAGCCUGGCUCUCAUUCCAGAGGCAGAUUCCUUGCCCCGGGGCUCCUGCCGAGUUUGGGAGCGAGACACCCUGCUCUGGGAAUCCUCCGGGCUGGAUUCCCUGAAACUCGAGGCUGGAGAGUUGGAAGCAGGAGGGGGGCUGGGAUGGAUCCCCCCUCCGGAGCGCAGCCGCUGCUUUGGGAGAUGAGUGGGUUGAGACUCUGGGCCCUGUUGCACUACCACGGAUCCGGCCCGAGCUCCAACCCGGCCACUUCCAUGGGGAUUGCUUUUGUAGGACACUCCUGUUUUAAAGCCAUCGGGGCCGUAUCCCCCCAAAUCCAGCCUCCCAUUCCCGGCCGGGCGCAGCGGGAACGGGGCUGGCACCGUGUUUCCUCUCCCCCGAGUACUCCUGAGGGAAGGACGCUGUUCCCAAGAGCCAGAUCCCUCUGCCGCGUCCGAGCUCUCCUGGAUCUCACCACCGUCGCUCCCGGAUUCUCUGGACCCCUCUGAGCUGGCGACAUUCCCGCGGGACUGCCGGGAUUCUCAUCUCGGAGCUGCGUGGAGGGAUCGGCUGGAAAAUUGGCCCGGCGUUGUUUUCCGAGUCCCUGUGGAAUCCGGGAGCCUUUCCUGGGGUGGAUCCCUCUGGGUCCUCACGCCACCCAUGUGCAGCACCCAUGGAUCGGUGGCAGCCUGUCGUUGGGAAUUCAGGGAAAAGAUGGAUUUUUUUUUUUUUCCGAGUGUUGAAACCUUGUGUGUGUUUACAGAGCUGCUGUUGGGAAGGUAUUUAUGAAGGAAACAGGGAGGUUUUCCCAAAGGAAAAGCCCGGCCAUCCUCUCCUCCCCGUGCCUUUUCUGCUGGGGGCUGAGGGAAGAGAGGGUGGGCAGGCAGAAUUCCAAGUUCCCUGCUUUCCAGGUGGCUGGGAUCUGGGGGGAGCUGCCUGCAUCCCUCUCCCCCCUCCCUCUCCACUCCCCUGCACAAGCCCCUGGAGUGAAGGUGGAGGGAGUUGGGAUUGAAUCUGCCUGAGCUGCCCCAGGGUCCGGAGGAGCCUGCUCAGCCCUCCAGGCAGGUUUUCCAAUGAUGGGAGCAGCAGGAAAACUACCUAUUUAGGGAAUGAAACCCUUCUGUGACCUGGAAAAGGCCCUUCGUUGGCAAAGCAAAGCUCGGCACUUCCCGAGGGGUCUCCCUGGAGUUCUCUCCUCCUUCCCUGGAAAAGAAAGUCCCACUUUAACUUCCUUAGAAUCCUGUCCCCUUCCUUAGCUGGGAUCUUUCCACUGUGGGAGGAUGCUGUGCUUCCCGGGAGCCGGCAAAUCCCUGGGCUCCCCGUGGUGUCCCGAAGCCUUGGGAUGGGCCUUCCUUUGGGAAUAACUGGUAUCCAGCAGGAGCACUUUAUAACCCACGUGCACUGAUGGAAGCGACUCCAGGUGCACGGAAUUUCACUGGAAUCUCUGCCCGAGUGCUGGUAUCCCCCUCACCUGAUCCCGGGAUACACAUUCCCUGCUCCUUCCCUAUUCCAGAGCCUUCCGAAGCGCUUUCGGUGGGAAGUUAGAACGUUAUCCCUGUGGUUUAAGGUUCCAAGGGUGUGACCUUUCCCUGCGUGGAGCUGGAGCAGAGGAAGCCCCUGUGGAUUCAGAGGAAUGCGAGGAAGGAAAAAUCCUUUGGUUCCAGGCCAUGGGAAGCUCCUUUUGUUUUUGUAGGUCCUGUACAAAGGAGCAGGGUGGGGAGCUCAGCACAGCCCACUCCCUGCCCUCAGGAAGCAGCACCCAGGUGAUUUUUCAGGAAUACGCACAAAAACCCGGGAAGUUUGGAGGGGAAGAGGGGAGCUGAGGGGCAGGGGGGGCAGGGCUAGCAGGCUGGCUCACUUCCCAGCCCGGGAAUGGGAAUAAGGAGCUCAUUCCUGCCCUUAAUCCCGGCAGGAAUUAACCCUUAGCACUAAAGGCAGAGCUUUGGAUCUGCAAAGCACUUUAAAACCUUGAGGAAAGGAUCAUCUCCAUCCCUGGGAGCCGCAGGGACACCUGGGAUUGGGCUGGAUCCCCGGGGAGGAGGUGCCCUCAGGUGAGGAAAGUGGGAAUAUCUCCCUCCGGAACGAUUCCAGUCGGGAUCUGCUGGCGUUGAAUGGCUCAAAUGUUGCACUAGAAAGUCACUUCCCACCUGUGUCCUGGAAAACUCCAUCCUUGGCUGACUGGUCGCUUCUCUGGGCCAUUGGAACUGUAUCCCAUGGGAAGGGGGUUCCCUGGCCCUGACUGGAAGCAGCCUGGAAUGCUGCACUGAAAGCCUGGCAGUCCCUCGUUCCUGGGAGCUGGGCUUGCCAUGGAUCCAAGGAGUAAAGGUGGAAAGGAAUCCCCUGAGGGUUCAGGUUGUGCCAAACCGUGGACAGUUCCUGGGCUUUGGUGUUCCCUCCUGACACACAGAUCUGAUCCCAGUGCUCCCAAAGGAAAUCCGUGUUCUUGGAAUUAUUUCGGCUUUAAAUCUCUUUUUGUCUCGAUCCCCAUCCCUGUGUCUUGAUCCCCAUCAUUCCAAGUCUCAAUUCCCACCACUCCUUUGCUCUGAGGGCAUUUGGAAAGGCUGAUCUCCUGUUCCUUCCUGGAAAAGCCCCUCUGGAAUGCUGGAAUAAAUGCUAAACCCACAGCUGCCUCCUGCAUCCACACUGGCCACACUUCCUGCUUUCUCUGCCCACUCUUUCUUUGGAAAUGUGGAGCAUCUCCACAUUUUUCCUUGGCUUCUGCUUCCUCCCCUUAGCUUUGUGCCUUCCAAUCUUCCUGGAUUCCCGUGAUAUUCCAACAGGAUGGUCCACCCUGCGGCGAGGCAGCGCCGGAAGUGCCUGACAUCCCAAAUCCCAGGCACCCAGUUCCGGGUCACGUCCUCCAAAUCCAUUCUGAUCCUUUCCAAGGCCUUUAAAGGCCCUUUCCAAUGCAGAGGAUUCCGGGAGUUUCUUGGGAGAGGAGUGGAGCAUCUGCAUCCCUAGUAAUUGAUUUGCUUGUGGCUUUACCUGCGGCAGUGCCAGGAAUUUUGGGAAGGAUGUGCUGAGGGAUUUACAAGCCCUCCUCCAAUAUUUAUCCUUGUUCCCUCUCCUUCUCCAUUUGGAAUGUUGAAUUCCUCCUGAAACUUCCACUUCCCUCUUUUCUUUGCUCCCUGUUCCUCUCGCCUCAUCCCUCCUCUUAUCCCACAUCCUUGAUAGCUCCACUUGAACAGGGAAAACUGGUCCCUGCAAUCUCAGGAUGAUCCAAAGCAGUUAAAUGGAAUUCCUGGAAUUUUGAAGAACUUUUCUUCCCCAGGGAAAACUGGAUUUUUAGGAGAUGUUCUGCUCUCUCCAGAGGACUGGGAUGGCAAAGCUGGUGGUGAGUGUGGAUGUAUGAAUCCAAUGAUUCCCAUCUCCAUUUUUUGGGAUAUUGUUGCUUCAAUUCCUGAAGUAGUUGAUGGUCCCCAGAAGGAUUUAGGUGGGAAAUCUUUGUCCAGAAAGGAGGGAAAACACAGGAGGGAGGGAAAACUCCAGGAGCAGGAUCUAACAUAUUCCUCAGGCACUUGGAUGUUUUCCCAGCUUUUUUUUUCCUCUUUUCCUGCAGGCAGGUGAUAAUGUUGCCACGGAAUCCCCCAGACUGGAUUUCCAAACUGGGACAUAGGAAUAAUCAGGAUUAUCCCUGGAAAUGGGAAUUAAGCGGGAAUAGUCAUUGCUGUGUUUAGGUUUGUAUCCAUAGGGUUGGAUUUCCAUGUUUGCCUUGGGAAUUGCUGGGCUGGAGCUCUGCUGGCUUUAUCCCUGUCCAAUCUGGGAUAGCAUUCCCUUGGCAGUAGAACAUUCCAGCUUUGCAGGAUGGUAGCAGGAACAUUUCAUUCCCAUGUUUUUUUUAGGGAUAGGGGUUGUAACUGCAUCCUUUGGGGAACAUGCAAACGUUCCCAGGGAGGUUGGGGGCUCCUCACCCCUGACGUUGUUCCAGGCCAGCUCGGACAGGACUUGGAGCAGCCUGGAAUAGCGGGAGAUGUCCCUGCCCCUGGAGCUGGGGGGGCUUGAAAUCCCUUCCUGCCCCAGUCCUUCCGGGGCUCUGGAAUUCCAGCGUUCCUGCUGUCCCUUUAGGCAGGAAAGGGAGGGUUGCAAUUCCAGCAGCUGUUCUGAUGACAGAUCCCUUUGGAGGAAGGCACUGGGAAGCUCUGGCUGGAUCGGGCUCCUUGCACAUUCCCGGAGCCCGUGCGGGGCUGAUUUUAGGGAAGAGCCGCUGGAUUUCGGGACGAGCACGUUCCCUGUGCCAAAGCUCCCCCUCACGGUGCUCCUGCGAUGCUCCAAGUAUCCUGCGGGAGGCAAACACUGCCCGUCCUCGGGAAGGAGGAGAGGCAGGAAUGUUGCAGCUGGAAGCUGGGAUUCCAUGUGGGAGUUCUCGCUCUCCAGCGGGACCCAUAGUGGGGUUAUGGAUGGGAAGUGGGAUGGAUCAGGAGCCACCGAUGUCCUCCCCCCUCUUCCAGCUCCCAAGGAGCUGCCUAAGGGCUGGAAAUUCCAAAUAUCCAAGGAUUAGAGAAAUUCCUUGCUUUGUCACAGGGACCUGCAAUCCUGAAAAUCAGCAGCUGUCCCCAUUCCCGUUGUUUCCUUCCUUGUUCACUGAGUCCAUACUUCUUGUGCCUUUGUUUUCCAUGGCUUCAGGUCCCAGCCUCCUGCCUGGGACCGGAUUUUUGGGAUCAGACAUCUCCCGCUUCCUUUCCCGCUUCUCUGGGUCCGUGGAAUUGUGGCCACAGAGCUGCCUUUGCUUCUGAGCCCUCCCGUUCUCCCUCAGCGGGAAUUCCCACUUCUUCCUGCUCUUCCCUGCUGCCUCAGGUCGUAUCCAAGUGCCAAAAGCAAAUCCUGACCUGGGGCAGGAGGUUCCCUCAUCCCUGGCUCUGGAACAGCCACCUUCCAAAGGGAAGCUGCCUGGGAAUUUUCCCUGCUUUCCUUGCUGUGUCCUCACCGUGUCCCGACAUUCCCACCUUCCCAGGCACCCGUGGCAUGAGGGGAAUCUCUGCCUGGCUCCACCUUGAUUCCUGCAAACCCUUAAACACGGAGCAGUCCAGGAACAAGCCCCGAUGCUGGUUUUUGUUGGGAUUCCGCUUCCCUGCUCAGAUCCUGGGAUUUGUGCAGUCCCCAUGGCUCAGACUCGGAGGUCCUGGAGCAGCGGAAGGAGGUGGCACAGCCCUGCCCUGAUAUCCUGCUUUUGGGAAGUUCAGGGGUCGUGUCAGGGUGUUUUUCCCGGGACACAGCCAGACUUUUGGCUCUGAACUCCUUUCCCGGGAUGUUCCCGGUGCUCGGUGGGACGAGUGGCCUCCCCUGCAGCUCCAGCUUCCCGCUUUUCCCUCCCCCAGUCAGCUGAGCGAUGUCCAGGGAAUACUCCCGAGCUCCUGUCCUAGUGAUGAACAGAAUUCCUAAUGGCACAGGGGUUUUUGGGAUGGGCUGUGCCUCCCUUCCCGUGUCCGCGGGGCAGCAGGAAUGUUGUGCCCUACUCCGCCUCUGGAAAAGCCCUUUUUCCUGCUGUGCCCUGUGUCCCAUCCCGAGCUGGGGCAGCUCAGAGCAGGAAAACCGUGGAUCCAUUAACUCCUCGCCCCAAAUUGCCUCGGGAGAGCCGAAGCCUCUGGAAUUUUUGGGAGAACUCUGAGCUGCUCCGAGCGUUCCCCACGGGGCUCGGAGCGCUUGGAUAUAGGGAGGGGAGGGGGGACCAGCCCAGCUUCCUGCAUCCCUCUGCUCAUCCCGGGAAUGCUGCCUUCCACACCCCUGCUCCGAGCUGCCCCAGCAUGAAGAUUCCAAGGAAACUCAAGCACUUCCUCCCGUGCCAUUCCUUCUCCACGGGACUGUUUUUGUACCGCUGGAUGGAAGCUCCGAACUGAUCCCGCUGCAAAGAGCAGGCUCCGGAAUUAUAACCCUAUUCCAUAGAGAUGGAUGUAUAUAAAUUUUCUGUAUAUUCUAUGGCACUGUGUAUAAAAUGGAUGUUGGAAGCACG
Messenger RNA from Pipra filicauda (Wire-tailed manakin), 9278 nucleotides. It is a transcript of the gene DAGLA, whose product is annotated as diacylglycerol lipase alpha. Gene Ontology annotation, cellular component: dendrite membrane; postsynaptic membrane. Bases 43 to 3141 code for a protein of 1032 amino acids. The record is from RefSeq and is a predicted model, not a curated record. NCBI's taxonomy places the organism in Eukaryota, Metazoa, Chordata, Aves, Passeriformes, Pipridae. The transcript is spliced from 19 exons. Gene Ontology annotation, biological process: lipid metabolic process.